UCUUUUUUUUGCUAGGUUAAAAAACAAAUUCUGGAUGAAGAAAUAAUUUGUUCUCCAGAGGCAUCUGUUCUUCUGGCCUCCUAUGCUGUGCAAGCUAAGUAUGGUGACUAUAACCCUAACAUACACCAGCCUGGAUUUCUAUCUCAAGAUGAGUUGUUACCUAAACGAGUUCUGCAGCAAUAUCAGAUGACAUCGGAAAUGUGGCAGGAGAAAAUAACAGCUGUGCAUGCAGGUCACAGAGGAAUUUCUAGGGAUGAAGCAGAGAUGAAUUAUUUAAAAAUUGCACAAGACUUGGACAUGUAUGGUGUGAACUAUUUUCCCAUCACACUAGCUAAGAAUGACUCAGAUAUCCUUCUUGGAGUGGAUGCU
Messenger RNA from Staurois parvus, 369 nucleotides. The record is from the annotation of a GenBank genome assembly. Lineage: Eukaryota; Metazoa; Chordata; Amphibia; Anura; Ranidae.